AAUCAUGUAAUUGACUCAUCUCAAAGAUGCUGAUUGAACUAGUUGUGUUUUUUAUAACUGCGCUAUUAACUUAUGCGUUUUACAACAACAAAAAGUUAAAAGACUACUUCCAUGACCGGGGCAUCAAAUAUGUCCCGGGAUUACCGGUUUUCGGUAAUGCCUUUAAUAGCAUGUGGAAGAAAAGGCACAUGGUUGAAGAUAUAGAUGCUGUGUAUAAAGCGUUCCCGGAUGAAAAAUAUGUGGGGUACAUGGAAGGUACGAAGCCGAUUAUAAUGCUCCGAGACCCGGAGAUCAUCAAAGCGGUCACAGUCAAAGAUUUCGACCAUUUUGUUGAUCACAAGGAUAUCGUGCCGGUCGAGGUGGAACCUCUGUUUGGGGAUAGCAUGUUUAGUAUGAAAGGUGAUAGAUGGCGAGACAUGCGUACCACGUUGAGUCCAGCUUUCACCAGCUCUAAGAUGCGUUUGAUGAUGCCCUUCAUGACAGAAAUAAGUUCUAAUAUCGUGGAGUAUAUUAAAGAUCACAUUGACGAAGACAUAAACAUUGAUGAUCUAAUAAGGAGAUACACGAAUGACGUCAUAGCUUCAACAGCAUUUGGCCUGCAAGUCAAUUCCCUCAAGGAUAAAACUAAUAAGUUCUACACCUUGGGCCAGCAGAUUUUUAACUUUACUUUCAUCAGCCGUAUCCUCUUCAUCUUCACAAUCACGUUCCCGCAUUAUGCGAAGAAAUUAAAAUUAGCGAUAUUCCCUCGUGAAACGACAUCGUUUUUCAAGAACAUUGUAUUCAGCACUAUGGAGCACAGAGAGAAAAAUAAUAUAGAGCGACCCGAUAUGAUACAACUAUUAAUGGAAGCUUCCAAAGGUAAGCUCAAAUUGGAAGAUGAACCGAUUCAAGACGUUGCUGAAGUACCAGAAUAUGACUUUAAACCUAAAGCAAGUACAAGAGUCUGGUCGCAGAACGAGUUAGUGAGCCAAGUAUUUCUUUUCUUCAUCGCUGCCUUUGAAAGCUCAGCGUCAACUCUUUCUUUGCUCGUACAUGAAUUGGCAUUAAACAAAGAAAUUCAAGAUAAAUUAUACCAGGAGAUCAGAACUUACCAAGAGAAAAAUGGAAGUUUGGUCUACGAGAAAAUUAGUCAGCUCAAGUAUUUGGACUGCGUGUUGAAUGAAUCUCUAAGGAAGUGGGCUGUUGCAAUAGCAUUGGAUCGUGUUUGUACAAAAUCUUAUGAAUUACCUCCACCGAGAGAGGGAGGAAAGCCUUGUGAGCUAAAGCCCGGAGAUAUCCUGUAUUGUCCAGUGAAUUCACUCCACAUGGAUCCCAAAUUCUUCCCAAAUCCAGAAGUUUUCGAUCCGGAAAGAUUCUCAGAUGAAAACAAACAGAAUAUUAAGCCUUUCACUUACCUGCCUUUCGGAAUUGGACCGAGAGUCUGUAUUGGUUUUCGAUUUGCCAUGAUGGAAUUGAAGGUGCUUCUAUAUAACUUAGUGUUAAACUUCGAAAUAAAUAAAUGCCCAAAAACAGCGGACCCCAUAGAACUUGCUCCAGAGGAUGUUAAAAUUAUGGCCAAAGGUCAGAGCUGGGUGAAAUUUGCAGCAAGGAAAUAAAUCUUUUUGUUUUUUUUCAUUUCCUUGUGUUUGUAUGUGUUAUAUUAAAAUGUGUAUAACUUGAA
This is a messenger RNA of Colias croceus (clouded yellow), 1660 nucleotides long. It is a transcript of the gene Cyp9g3, whose product is annotated as probable cytochrome P450 9f2. NCBI's taxonomy places the organism in Eukaryota, Metazoa, Arthropoda, Insecta, Lepidoptera, Pieridae. Gene Ontology annotation, molecular function: oxidoreductase activity, acting on paired donors, with incorporation or reduction of molecular oxygen; monooxygenase activity; heme binding. The transcript is spliced from 10 exons. The coding region runs from base 27 to 1595 and encodes 522 amino acids. The record is from RefSeq and is a predicted model, not a curated record.